Molecule: messenger RNA, 857 nt
Organism: Harmonia axyridis
Lineage: Eukaryota; Metazoa; Arthropoda; Insecta; Coleoptera; Coccinellidae
Exons: 5
Coding region: 53-808 (251 amino acids)
Source: RefSeq, a predicted model, not a curated record
UCAGUAGGUAUUGAUAGACGAUCUUGUCAUUCGAGUAACACAGAGAAUCAUCAUGUUUAAGAACGUUUUAAUAUUGGCUGUCGUCAUUGGAUGUGCUAUUGCUACUCCUAUACCGGAUGCUAAGGCAACCCCCAAAUCUAAGGCUGCGGCUAAACCUGAGUUGUUGGUCCCACUUGCAGCUCCAUCUGUUGCUUAUACAGCCAAUGUUCCAGCUUCUUUUGCCUACAGCUCAUAUGUUUCUCCAUACGCUGCUACUUACCCUGCAUACUCACCUUAUGAUGCAUAUUCUGCCCCUCUCAUAUAUGUUGUUCUCUUCAUUGCAUUUUUGGGGUGUACAUUAGGAAGCCCGGUACCAGAAGCUGAUGCGAAGGCGCAGCCAAUACCCGCGGCUAAACCUCAUUUUGUGGAGAGUGUGGUUCUUCCAGCUGUAGCCUAUUCCGAUGAUUACACCGGACAUGUGGACUAUAUUCCAUCUUAUUUCGAUACUCAUGUUGAUUCUCACAUAGUAAACCAUCAGUUCUUCAAGUUAAGUACCAACGUUCGAAUCAAAAUGAUGAAAUACUUCGCUCUCUUCUUCAUCAUCGGAUGUGCCCUGGCUAUUCCAGAAGCUAAGCCAGUACCAGAAGCAAAAGCUGAAGCAAAACCUAGUGUUUUUGCACCAAUUGUUUCACCGGCAGUUGCUUAUACUGCAGCGUACUCCGCUCCAUUGGCUUAUAGCGCUUACUCUCCUUAUGUUGCCCCAUAUGCUGCUGCCUACACCGCUUAUUCUCCAUACGCUGCCUAUUCUGCACCCCUUGUUGUUGUUUAGUUUUACAAAUCAAUUUACCUGUGUGAAAUAAAAAAAAAUUCAAUUCUUA